Aethina tumida (small hive beetle) is the source of this 1154-nucleotide messenger RNA. RefSeq lists its product as uncharacterized. The record is from RefSeq and is a predicted model, not a curated record. Bases 542 to 1075 code for a protein of 177 amino acids. NCBI's taxonomy places the organism in Eukaryota, Metazoa, Arthropoda, Insecta, Coleoptera, Nitidulidae. The transcript is spliced from 3 exons.
AUAGUUUUUGAUAUUUUCUAAAUCGUUUUAUUUAUCAUUUAAAAUUUCUCAUCAAUUAAAUUAAUUUUAGGCAUAGAAAACAAAUUCAAAAUGUCUAGAACCGUAUCAUUCCAGGACCAAGUAACAUUCUCACAUGACUUCAUAAGGAGACGUUAUUUAAGACAUUAUGACCCAAAACUAAGUCGGGAACCAAGUUAUUCCAAACUGACCAUCCCAUAUCACGUCAUAUGUGCGGAAAGAAUUCGUGAGCAGCGAAGGAAACAAAAAAUCGACUUCGAAAGAGAGUUGGAACUUCAUCAAAUGUUACGAUCGAGAGCGAGGGAGGGUGUGAGAAUUCACAGGCAGUUCGUGAAUCCGUUGAUGGAAAAGAUAGAUCCGAAAGAUCUCAUAAAAGUAACGCUGGCCGAAAGGAAGCAAAUCCACGAGCUCCUCACUUUAGGCUACCGCCUUAAAAUGGGACUGGGAAAAUGCAAGGCUCUAGAAGACCUAGAGAAACGUCUUCACGCCUCGAAAAGAAAAAAUUCUAAAUAAUAAAGUUUUGAUGUCUUGUCACUUGUCAAAUCAUUUUAUUUCACUUUUUUACACUUCAUUAAAGGUCGCGUUUUCACUAACACUUACGAUGUCGGUUGAGCCUCCCGUUCUAGACCUUAGCGGUAACUCCGACGACCCGACCAAGAAAAAGAAGAAGAAAAAGAAGCGCGACCUGAACCUGAGCCGCGAUCCCAGCUACACCAAACUGACAGUUCCAUACCGCGUCAUCUGCGCUAACAGAAUCCGCGAGACGGCCAGACGCCAACAGGAGGUGUUCAAGAAAGAGCUGAGCCUGCACGAGAUCCUGCAGACCAAAGCCUUGGACGGAGUUAGGCUGCACAGGGAGUUUGCCAAUCCGGUGCUGGAGAAUCCCUUCCCGGAGGAGGUUAUAACUUUGACGCCGGCACAAAGACGACAGCUGGACGAGAUUUUGACAUACGGCUUCUACAAGAAGGUCAGGUUGGGCAAAUGCCCGCCGGUCGACGACCCAAUGUACCAGAGGAAACCCAAGAUCAAUUUGAAGGGCGAGAUAUCUUACAAAUAAUUAUUUUUUGGAUAAAUGACAUUAUUAUUAUACAUACUAUUGAUGAUUUAUUAAUAAAUAUUUUCAGUGGAUAGAUAAA